GCAGCCCCCGCAGACCGCUGUGGAAGCAGGAGGUAAUCAAAUGUCAAGGAUUUGCGCUAAGCAACAAUGUAAAAAACUAUUACACUAUUGUGAACAAAUCCCAGCUGGACUGCAGUGGAUGCUUCAUUCCGUUUCACGGUCAUCUUUUUUUUGUUUUGGAGAAGGUGAAUCAUCAGAGAAAUCAUGGUAAAGGUUUUAAGUGAGCGCCUCUGUUUGGAGCGCAGGAUACGCACGGCCGUUUUGGCACUCCUGCUUUGCGCACAGGCCGGGUUUGGCUUCUCGGUCGCCGGACAGCAGGAGAGCACCUGCGAGGCCAACGGCAGCAUAUACUACGUCGGGGAAUGGUAUUUUCUGGACUCCGAUCACUGCACCCAGUGUGAGUGCACCGCUGAGGGCUCCGCGUGUGCCCGCACCGAGUGCACCUCUCUCCCGGCUGCGUGCAUCCAUGUCAGCCACUACCCCACCGACUGCUGCCCCAGGUGCGAGAAGAUCGGCUGUGAGUACCGAGGAGUGGUGUACGAGCUGGGGCAGAACUUCCAGCCAUCAGAAUGUGAGCAGUGCACUUGUGACAGUGAUGGCAUCGCCCGCUGUCUAGUUGCAGACUGUGCCCCUCCACCAUGUGUCAACCCUGUCUAUGAGCCAGGGAAAUGUUGCCCUGAAUGCAAGGAGGGUCCAAACUGCUACGUGGACUCCUCACGCAGUCAGGUGAUUCCUGCGGGAGAGCCCGUCUGGGUCGACUCCUGCACCAAGUGUCGCUGUCACGACGGCCAGGACGCCGGUUACUGGGAGGGGAACCGUCUUGCCACCUGUUCCCGCCUCAAAAACUGCACACCACAGCAACCGUCCAUCCAGCAAAACUAAUUCACCCUGUCAGCAGAGGAACCAGCUGUCUUCCUAUAACACAUACUCUUUGAUGGCUGAUCAGCUGUACACCUCCUAUCUCUAAGAACAUGCUGAACCCUCCUGUGCAGCUGAAAAUGUCAGUGGUACAGCCAGACUUAAUGGAUCAUCUGCAACUACAAAUAUUUUUGGAAACAGCAACCAAAGAUUUUUAGCUCAGCUGCCAUUCCACAAGGCUUAUCCAUCCAACAGUUUUAUGACACUGAUAAGACCCACUGAAUUUGGUGGACAAUACUGAACCAUCAUCUUUCCUUGACUGAAAAUAAGCAAAACUAAACCACAAUAUCAACAAAGACAGGUCCUGUAUUAUUAUCUAAAGUUUUGGUUCUGCCUUAUUGCUAUUAAUUUGUUUCAUUUUGUGUUCCCAUGUUGCAUAUAUCUAAAUAAGACUGCAUUUAAUUAGUUAAUAUAAAGGAUAAUUCUGGUAUAUUUCAACCUGGUGUAUUUCCCAUAAAUCCAACUACUGUCACUCUAUGAAUUGUAAUAACUUUGCUUUCACCUCCUCUGUUGUAGAGAUACAUGGAAAACGAGGACUUACACAAAACAGUGUGUAUUGUCUCUCACAUGUUUGCUUUCAGUGUUUGAAAUGAUUCAUGUAAAAAUCACAUUUAUCUGGAAAGCUGUCAGAGGCUCAUCCCGAUAUAUGCUUUUUUUGCAUGAGUCCUUGAUUAUAUAUGCUUUAUCCUUUAAUUAUCAUAAUGUAACUGAUGCACAGAAACCUCAAGGCCAACACAGAAGCACUGGUUGGUACAAGCACAGAGGGCAGUUGGUGGAGGAUCAAUAGCGGAUCAACAGCAAAUUGUCUCACUCCAUGGACAGGUUCAUCCUGCCAUGACAAAUUUAUGUAAAGACAAACAGAUAAGAUUUCGUCUCGGCCAAGAAGAUGAAAGUAGUUCUUGAAAACCAAUUUAAACAGUGACAUUAGGUGCAGGAAAACAAGCUGAAGCUAUCUUCAUUUAAAAAAAACAUGGUGCAGUGUUAAGAUGUGCUGAGAGCUUAAACACCAACAACCCUCAUGCAACGUCUGUGCUUCUACAGAAAAAUCUAUAAUUAAACAGAUAUGAUAGAAACAAGAGAUAAAACUUUAUUCUUGAAAGGUGACCCUGCUCCAGAUAUUUGCCUUUUUAUGUUUUAUUUCCCUGUAGACAGACUUCAAAAAGGUUGAUGACAGCAGAUCAAUUUGUUUUUUUUAGUUUUAAAGAGCAGUGGGCUUUGAUACACCUUAAAAAUCCAGAAGAUACUGUAUGUUGUUUUUUAAUUUCCAGACAUCUUCUUUGGGAAACAACUAGCCAUAUAACAAAGCCAAUGAGAUUAUUGGAUGAUAAGGAAUUGUAAUUGACCUGUCACGGGCUGCUGCAGAACCAAAAUGUAUGUAUAGCCGUGGUGCAAUUUAGACUAGGAAAUUGCUUAGCAAAGCAAUAAACAAUUUGUAACCGUUCUAUAAAUUUUAAAGUUCAAUUUCCAUGCUAAUUGAAAUAUAAUGAAUGAGACUAUAGCCUAACAUAUGACUGUACAGUAGUUGUAGACACGGGCAAUAUUUGAAAUCAAGGUUUCAUUUAAUGGACUGUUAUUUGUGCAUAUACACUGUAGAGCAGGGAAAAAAACAAUAUGUAGUUUACUGCUUUAUUAAUUUUACAUGGGAAAAUAUGCGUAGCAGCCUUCCCUGUUAUUUCCACUGUUGACGUGUAAAAUUAACAUUUACUGUGUUCAGAAUCAAAGUGUACGAUGACAUGUAGCAUGAAGUAUAUUGACAUUUUAUAUAGGUUUAUAUGCAGCAGAUCUUUCUACAAUAAUUUGUUAUUAUCUAUCACUUUAAUCAUGAGGGACCUUUGAAUGAAAACCAAAAAUAAUCGUUGUUGUUUAUGUUUAUGUGCAGUGUUGGAGGCUAUAAUGCCAUUUACUUUACAUUUAAGACACCCAAGCUGCCUCUGUAUGUUGUGUACUGUUUCACAACCUUAAUCCUCCAUGAAAAGCCUUUUUACGCAAGGUGUGGGAUUAAGUGUAAACUUUUAGGGUUAUGAACACCUUUUAAAUCAUAUUUUGUCAGAAGACUUCAUUGGACCGAGUCCAAGCAGUGUAAGAAUGUAAAUGAAUGAAUGAAUAAGACCUGAGAGCUGCUCUUCUGAGAGCUGUCAUGUUAAUUCCUGAAUUAUCAGAGGUUAAAGGAAUAGUUUGACAUCUUGGAAAAUACACUGAUUUCUUGCAAGAGGUUAGAAAGAUCAACACCGCUUAGCUUUAUGCUAAGCUAAGCUAACAGGCGCUAGUUACAUAUUUAGUGUACAGACAUGCGAGUGGGAUCGACCUUCUAUUCUAACUGUAAUAAAGUGCAGUUUCAAUUUACUGCCUGAAACCAAAGGGAACUGGCCAAAUCAUGUAAUGUGUCAUGCUGGUAACACACCAGUUCUCAAAAACAUCUUGUAAAAUGUUACAAAUUAAAACAACUUUUCAUGUCCA
This is a messenger RNA of Lates calcarifer (barramundi perch), 3354 nucleotides long. RefSeq lists its product as uncharacterized. The record is from RefSeq and is a predicted model, not a curated record. The coding region runs from base 184 to 861 and encodes 225 amino acids. Gene Ontology annotation, biological process: negative regulation of BMP signaling pathway. Gene Ontology annotation, cellular component: AMPA glutamate receptor complex. Gene Ontology annotation, molecular function: protein binding. The transcript has 3 exons. Lineage: Eukaryota; Metazoa; Chordata; Actinopteri; Centropomidae.